Molecule: messenger RNA, 5394 nt
Organism: Symphalangus syndactylus (siamang)
Lineage: Eukaryota; Metazoa; Chordata; Mammalia; Primates; Hylobatidae
Gene: IL7R
Product: interleukin 7 receptor
Biological process (GO): positive regulation of receptor signaling pathway via JAK-STAT; cytokine-mediated signaling pathway; hemopoiesis
Cellular component (GO): external side of plasma membrane; membrane
Molecular function (GO): protein binding; cytokine receptor activity
Source: RefSeq, a predicted model, not a curated record
UGGCAGCAAGACAUGAGGCUGAAGACGUGGGGGAAGGAGGAAAGGGAAAUGAAAGAAGAGCCACAACAAGGAAAAUGUCAUGCUCCUGGAAAUGAAACUUCAAGAUGCUGGGACUCCCCCUCAGAACCCUAGGGACUGACUCAGCACACAUUGAUCAAAUGCUAGAGACUAUUCAUUUAGGACUAGAGUGGCAUUAGCUUUUCCUACAGCCAUCCUCACCUGCUUGAUACCCUUGGAUUUUUUUGUUUGUUUGUUUGUUUGUUUGGCUUUUGUCCACAGCUCUUGGGGUCCCCAGCCUCUCUCUUGAGCAGGACUGGAUUUUCUUUAAAUAAGAAAGCUGGUGCCCAAGAUUGUUUUCCACCUUAAGGAUAAAACCUGUUAAGAAAGGAUCUCAAUAUCGCUAGAAGAUCAGUUCUCUGAGCUUGCUAGGACUCUACUGGUUAUACAGGAACACCACAGAACUUAUUGCAAUCUGAAGAUAAAAGAAAGUCUUUUUUGUGUUUUGCCUCUUGGGCAAAUAGCCUGAACAAUCACAAAAAAGGAAGAAAAGGAGACUUGGCCAACUGGUAUCGGGAGUCUUAACAAGGUCAUAGUUUGCCAGCCCCUGCCUUAAACAAAUAAUUCUUGAAUGCCUACUAUGGUGUGUAAAAUAUGAGUAAAUACCAGAGAUACAUAGAGAACAAAAGAGAAAAACUGCUAUUCUUGUGAAACUUGGAAGUUGGAGAAUGACAAUUCUAGGUACAACUUUUGGCAUGGUUUUUUCUUUACUUCAAGUCGUUUCUGGAGAAAGUGGCUAUGCUCAAAAUGGAGACUUGGAAGACGCAGAACUGGAUGACUACUCAUUCUCAUGCUAUAGCCAGUUGGAAGUUAAUGGAUCGCAGCACUCACUGACCUGUGCUUUUGAGGACCCAGAUGUCAACACCACCAAUCUGGAAUUUGAAAUAUGUGGGGCCCUGGUGGAGGUAAAGUGCCUGAAUUUCAGGAAACUACAAGAGAUAUAUUUCAUCGAGACAAAGAAAUUUUUGCUGAUUGGAAAGAGCAAUAUAUGUGUGAAGGCUGGAGAAAAGAGUCUAACCUGCAAAAAAAUAGACCUAACCACUAUAGUUAAACCUGAGGUUCCUUUUGACCUGAGUGUCACCUAUCGUGAAGGAGCUAAUGACUUUGUGGUGACAUUUAAUACAUCACACUUGCAAAAGAAGUAUGUAAAAGUUUUAAUGCACGAUGUAGCUUACCGCCAGGAAAAGGAUGAAAACAAGUGGGUGCAUGUGAAUUUAUCCAGCACAAAGCUGACACUCCUGCAGAGAAAGCUCCAACCGGCAGCAAUGUAUGAGAUUAAAGUUCGAUCCAUCCCUGAUCACUAUUUUAAAGGCUUCUGGAGCGAAUGGAGUCCAAGUUACUACUUCAGAACUCCAGAGAUCAAUAAUAGCUCAGGGGAGACGGAUCCUAUCUUACUAACCAUCAGCAUUUUGAGUUUUUUCUCUGUUGCCCUGUUGGUCAUCUUGGCCUGUGUGUUAUGGAAAAAAAGGAUUAAGCCUAUCGUAUGGCCCAGUCUCCCUGAUCAUAAGAAGACUCUGGAACAUCUUUGUAAGAAACCAAGAAAGAAUUUAAAUGUGAGUUUCAAUCCUGAAAGUUUCCUGGACUGCCAGAUUCAUAGGGUGGAUGACAUUCAAGCUAGAGAUGAAGUGGAAGGUUUUCUGCAAGAUACGUUUCCUCAGCAACUAGAAGAAUCUGAGAAGCAGAGGCUUGGAGGGGAUGUGCAGAGCCCCAACUGCCCAUCUGGGGAUGUAGUCAUCACCCCAGAAAGUUUUGGAAGAGAUUCAUCCCUCACAUGCCUGCCUGGGAAUGUCAGUGCAUGUGAUAUCCCUAUUCUCUCCUCUUCCAGGUCCCUAGACUGCAAGGAGAGUGGCAAUAAUGGGCCUCAUGUGUACCAGGACCUCCUGCUUAGCCUUGGGACUACAAACAGCACCCUUCCCCCUCCAUUUUCUCUCCAAUCCGGAAUCCUGACAUUGAACCCAGUUGCUCAGGGUCAGCCCAUUCUUACUUCCCUGGGAUCAAAUCAAGAAGAAGCAUAUGUCACCAUGUCCAGCUUCUACCAAAACCAGUGAAGCGUAAGAAACCCAGACUGAACUUACCGUGAGCGACAAAGAUGAUUUAAAGGGGAAGUCUAGAGUUCCUAGUCUCCCUCACAGCACAGAGAAGACAAACUUAGCAAAACUCCACUACACAGUCUGCAGGAUUCUGAAACAUUGCUUUGACCACUCUUCCUGAGUUCAGUGGCACUCAACAGUUUAGACCAAACCUAGGUCUCUGAUACCUUAUUCACAGAGGUUCUUUGAAGUAUUUAUUGUUAUUUUCUUUGACUUAUGGGAAAAUUGGGACACAAGAAGACAGGUAAAUUACCCAACUUCACACGUUAAGUCAGAACUGGGAGCCGUAAUUUUGUAUCACUCGUGUAAAAUGAGGCAAGAGCAUGCUGCUUCUAUCAUGUGGAUUUGGUCACAAGGUUUAAGGUGACCCAGUGAUUCAGCUUUUUUUUAAAAAAAAAAAAAGAGGAAAGAAUGAAAGAGUAAAGGAAAUGAUUGAGGACUGAGGAAGGCAGGAAGAGAGCAUGAGGGGAAAGAAAGAAAGAAAAAUAAAAAAUGAUAGUUGCCAUUAUUAGGAUUUAAUAUAUAUCCAGUGCUUUGCAAGUGCUCUGCACACCUUGUCUCACUCCAUCCUGACAAUAAUCCUGGGAGGUGUGUGCAAUUACUAUGACUACUCUCUUUUUUAUAGAUCAUUAAAUUCAGAACUAAGGAGUUAAGUAACUUGUCCAAGUUGUUCACACAGUGAAGGGUGUGGCCAAGAUACAAUGGCUGGGAAUCUAACUGCAGUUCCCUGAGCCGUGUGCCUUUCUCUUCACUGAGGACUGCCCCAUUCUUGAGUGCCAAACCUCACUAGUAACAGGGUGUGCCUCGAUAAUUUAUGAUCCAAACUGAGUCAGUUUGGAAAGUGAAAGGGGAACUUACAUAUAAUCCCUCCAGGACAAUGAGCAGAAACUAGGACUGCCCCCAGACAAAUGUGAACAUAUAUAAGGUCAAUUAAAUUAAAAUGGCUAUGAGAAAGAAAGAGGGGGAGAAACGGUCUUGCGGGUGUGAAGUCCCAUGACCAGCCAUAUCAAGAGAAGGUAAAGAAGACAAGAAAAAGCCUUUGAUUUGAUUUCAUUUUUCUGAAAAUAAACUCAAGAGGGAAUAAAUUAGAAACUCACAAUUUCUCUUGUUUGUUACCAAGACUGUGAUUCUCUUGCUGCUACCACCCAACUGCAUCCGUCCAUGAUCUCAGAGGAACCUGUCGCUGACCCUGGACACGGGUACGUUUGAUGAGUGAGAGGAGGCAUGACCCCUCCUAUGUGUAUAGACACUACCCCAACCUACAUUCAUCCCCAAAUUGUCCCAAGUUCUCCAGCAAUAGAUGCUGCCACAAACUUCAGAGAGAAAGAGUUACAAGUACAUGCAACAAGUGAACUGACUGUGGCUACAUUCUUGAAGAUAUACAGAAGAGACGUAUUAUUAAUGCUUGACAUUUAUCAUCUUGCCUUUCUUGGUCUAGAUUGACUUCUAAUGACUAGCUCAAAGUCAAGGCAACUGAGUAAUGUCAGCUCAGGGAAGUGCAGCAAACCCCUGUCCCGCAGGCCUCCAAACCCUGGCUGUGCACAGACCACAAAGGGCAAAUGCUGCACAGAAAACUAGAGAAGGGGUCAUAGGUCCAGGGUUUUGUUUGAGAUUUGUUGUUACUGUUUUUCUGUUUUGAAUUUUCUUCUUUGUUCUGUUUUUACUUUAUUUAGGGGGACUAGGUGUUUCUGAUCUUUUAGUUUUCUUGUUUGUUUUGUUUUGUGUUGUCUGUGAAUGGGGUUUUAACUGUGGAUGAAUGGGCCUUAUCUGUUGACUUAAAGGACUGGUAAAAUCAGACCAUCUUGUUUUUCAGGUGAAUAUUUUACUUUCUGAAGUACUCUCCUCUGCACCAGCAGUAAUAAAUACAAUGCCAUAAUCCCUUAGGUUUCCUAGUGCUUUUGCAAUUUUCAAAGCACUUCCAUAAGCAUUCCUUCCACCUCCUUGAUAGGCAUUUAUGGAAAGCCUGCUACAUGUCAAUCAUACUGUUAGGCACAGGGGACCUAAAGACAAAUAAAAGCAUGGCAUUCUGCCUCAUAAAUUGCAAAACGUAAUGAAAGUGACAGCUUGGUAAACAAAUUAUUAUUAUAUUAUAAAAUGCUAUAAAAGAGCCAUAUUGAAAGUGCCCUGUUAGAGGCAGGGCAAAUGCCACAAAAAAAUGAUGUAAAUUUACAUGGAGGAAAAGUAGAAUCUUCCUGGUUUGUAGGCAGCAGAACACAUUUUUCGUCAGUGGGCAGGUGAUCUUUACCUUUUGUAGAAAUGAGAGUCAAGUCUCAAAUAGGAGGCUCCACAAAAUCUCAUGCCAAACCUAGGUCUCUGAUGCCUUAUUCACAGAGGUUCUUUGAAGUAUUUAUUGUUAUCUUCUUUGACUUAUGGGAAAAUGGGGACACAAGAAGACAGGUAAAUUACCCAACCUCACACAUUAAGUCAGAACUGGGAGCCGUAAUUUUGUAUCCCUGGUGUAAAUAGAAAAUCUCUCGAAGAUGAGAUGACCAUAGAGAAACAUUGAGAUAUCUCCAGCUCUAAAAUCCUUUGUCUCAAUGUUGUUUGACAUAUGUUAUCACUGGAAUUUAGUGUCUGAGCAUCUAUCUGUUACUAUAGUAUUUAAAAUGCAUGUAUUAUAAUCGUAUAAUCAUAACUGCUGUUAAUUCUUGAUUAUAUACCUAGGGACAGUGUGUAAUGUAAGAUUACUAAUUGGUUCUGCCCAAUCUCCUUUCAGAAUUUUGUUAGGAAAAAAAUAAACCUCCUGAUCAGAGACAAUGCAUUAAUCAGAAGUGUAAACUGCCAGUUCUAUAUAGCAUGAAAUGAAAAGACAACUAAUUUAGUCCAACAACCAUGACUGGGUCUAGGGCACCCAGGCUAAUUCAGCUGAUUUCCUACCAGCCUUUGCUUCUUCCUUCAAUGUGGUUUCCAUGGGAAUUUGCUUCAGAAAAGCCAAGUAUGGGCUGUUUCGGAGGUGCAUACCUGCAUUUUCUUAGCUCUUCUAGAGGGGCUACGAGACUUCUAGAGGGGCCAGGAAGAAUAUGUGGCAGAACUCCUGGAAAUGAUGCAAAUUAGGUGGGAUUUUUGUCAGCUCCGUGGUUUAUUGUUAGGAUUAUUCUUUAAAAUAUCCAUUGUUCACUACAGUGACGAUCUCUGAUUUGACCAUAUACUAUCCACAUGCAUUACGAACAUUUCGCAGAGCUGCUUAGUGUGUAAGUGUACAAUGUAUGUAACCAUCUCAUAUUUAAUUAAAUACUAUGGAACUCUU